AUGGAGGCCUCCCAGGCGCACCAACUCUGGGGCCAGCGCUGGAACCACGUCCUCCUCGCCACCUUCAAGGACGGACACAUGGGUGCGGAGGCCUUGAAGCUGCUCUCGGAGGCCACGGAGAGGCUCGACCGGACAGUCCAUGAGACCUCCUUGCAUGUCGCGGUCCUCCACGGCCCGCGCCAUCAGGCGGACAAGGGAGAGCUCACGUACCGGUGCCGGGGCGACCUCAUCACGCCCAAGGGCGUGCGCCGGGACCAUCUCGCCGCCCUCGCGAACACCGUCGGGUUCGGCCGCCGCGAGCAAAGAAACAUCUUCGAGGCCAAGGACGGGAUCGAAUGGGCCUUCCUGCCGGAGGCUCUCGCCGAUCGCCCUGCGGAUGCCUCCGCGGAGUUGACUCACAGGGAGAUCACGUCCGCGCCCCGGGGCUACGCGCCAGAGGACAAGACGCCUCAGCCAUCUGGGCGUUGGCUGCCAUGA
Molecule: messenger RNA, 477 nt
Organism: Prorocentrum cordatum
Lineage: Eukaryota; Dinophyceae; Prorocentrales; Prorocentraceae
Source: the annotation of a GenBank genome assembly